Molecule: messenger RNA, 1336 nt
Organism: Arabidopsis lyrata subsp. lyrata
Lineage: Eukaryota; Viridiplantae; Streptophyta; Magnoliopsida; Brassicales; Brassicaceae
Exons: 5
Coding region: 214-813 (199 amino acids)
Source: RefSeq, a predicted model, not a curated record
UUUAGAAAAAAUGGGCAACAUAAAUAAAAAGUAAAAGGCUCUCUCUCCUUUCUUUCAGUUUCGACAUUCCCCAGAAUCUCUCUCUUCCCUUUUUGUCUCCAACCAAAACAAAACCUUAAUCACCUUUCUUCUUCUUUAAACAGAGAGCAUAACAGAGACGUUCGUUCCCACUCUGUCUUAAUCUCCUCUGUCUCAAUUCUAAAUUGAAGAUCGAUGGAAACCGGUGGAACAAUUCCGGGUCAAGAAAUCGGAUCCGGGUUUCAAAAACCAGUUAACCCAGAUGGGUUUGUGACGAUCGAUGUCGAAAGUUUCUCUAAUGUCAUCCACAAAGACUUCUCUUCUUCUAGUCCCAGAAUUACUUUGCAGAGAAAUGUAUCGAGGAAAGGGUCUCCAAGAAGCAACAACGAGAGAAAACUCCAAUUUGACGCAAAUGGUAAUGACAAGGAGACCUCAUUUCCUCAGUCCCCACUUAGAGGAUCAAGCACGCCGGAAAAGCCUAGCAUCGUUGGGCCCACAGAACAUGCAGGCACGGCCACAUCCGCUGCCACAGCUGUUUCAGCCUCGCCGCUUCAUCAGAUCACCAUUACUACGGCUGCCACGGCCGCCGGAAAUAUGAUCACCGACCAAAAUAGAGAAAGAAGAUUCGGCUUUUCGAGGAAAUCGAGUUUUAAACGCUCUCAUACUUCUUGGAUGCUUGAUCCGAAGAAAAUCGUCCUCUUCUUUGCAACUUUGUCAAGCAUGGGAUCAAUCUUGUUAAUCAUAUUCACACUCUCGAUCAGCAAGUCCAAUCCCGGAGAUAUGCCUCUAGACUAAUAGUAAACACAAGAAGAGCAUUAUAUAUAACGCAUAUAUAUAUCAUCGACCGACCUAAGUUUGUGGCCAUAGAACAUGCCACAGUCUCACCGACCUACAUUUGAGGAGAUGUAUCAGACAGAAGAACAUUACAAAAAAUGAAGAGGGUAAGGUUGUGAUAAUAGUUUUAUUUCGUAUGAUUUUUUUUAAAAAAAUGGAAAACAAAAAAAAGAAAACAGUAAGAGAGAGAAAGUGGGAAGUGGGCACGCACGAGAUCAUAUGGGAGAUUGGAAAAGAAAAGCUUAAGACAAGAGUUUAUGACUAUUGUGACAAAGACAGAGAAUCUUCUCUUCUGUUCUUUUAAAUUCUUCUUUUCCUCUGUUUUUUUAAAAACAUUUAUUUAUCGAGUAAUGUGUUCUGAUUUCCUUGUAUGUCUUCUUUAUGUGUGUACAUAUCAAUUGUGGUGACUGGUGAGCAAUUUUUAGCUUUCGUUUGGUUUAUCUUUUCCAAAUAUAUAGAGAAAGUCUGAGUCGUGUUACAGACU